Messenger RNA from Candoia aspera, 2988 nucleotides. It is a transcript of the gene DPP8, whose product is annotated as dipeptidyl peptidase 8. Gene Ontology annotation, molecular function: dipeptidyl-peptidase activity; serine-type peptidase activity. The record is from RefSeq and is a predicted model, not a curated record. The transcript has 20 exons. The coding region runs from base 108 to 2762 and encodes 884 amino acids. Gene Ontology annotation, biological process: proteolysis. NCBI's taxonomy places the organism in Eukaryota, Metazoa, Chordata, Lepidosauria, Squamata, Candoiidae.
GGGGGGAGGGAGGCGAGGUCUCCGCCCGGCGGCCGCCCCGCCGAGAGCGCCGCUCCUGCCCCGGCGGCCGCCGUCCUUCCUUUCUUGUCUAGAGUCCAAGAUGUGUGAUGGCAUCAGCCAUGAAGACUGAGCAGCCCGCCCUGGAAAUCUUUGAGACGGCAGAGCGCAAAGAAAAUGUGGCAGCGCCCGAGGAGACCGCCAAGCUGGAGCCGUACUAUGUGGAGAGAUACUCAUGGAGUCAUCUGAAGAAGCUCCUGAUGGACACAAGGAAGUACCACAGCUGCCUGAUGGCCAAGGCGCCCCACGACUUCACAUUUGUGAAGAGGAACGAUCCGGAAUGUCCAUAUUCAGACCGGGUGUACUACCUGGCCAUGUCCGGUGAAAACAGGGAAAACACACUUUUUUAUUCAGAAAUCCCCAAAGCCAUAAAUAAGGCUGCCACUCUUAUGCUGUCCUGGAAGCCUCUUCUGGACCUUUUCCAGGCCAGCCUGGAUUAUGGGAUGUACUCGCGUGAGGAGGAGUUGCUGCGGGAGAGGAAGCGCAUUGGCACCGUUGGGAUCGCCUCCUAUGAUUAUCACCGGGAAAGCGGCACGUUUUUAUUCCAAGCCGGCAGCGGGAUCUACCAUGUCAAAGAUGGUGGCCCAAAUGGCUUUACGAAACAGCCUUUGCAGCCCAAUCCGGUUGAGACAAGUUGCCCCAAUAUUCGGAUGGAUCCGAAGAUCUGCCCUGCAGACCCAAACUGGAUUGCCUUUAUCCAUAGCAACGAUAUCUGGAUCUCCAAUCUGGCAACCAAAGAAGAGCGGAGGUUAACCUUUGUGCAUAAAGAAUUUGGCAACAUCGAAGAGGACCCAAAAUCUGCUGGUGUUGCUACCUUUGUGCUACAGGAGGAGUUUGACAGAUACACAGGCUACUGGUGGUGCCCAGGGGCUGAGCCAAUUGUCGGCGGAGGAAAAAUUCUUAGAAUUCUGUACGAAGAGAAUGAUGAGUCGGAGGUGGAGGUCAUUCACGUCACAUCCCCCAUGUUGGAGACGAGGAGAACGGAUUCUUUUCGGUAUCCCAAAACAGGCACUGCAAAUCCCAAAGUCACUUUCAAGUUAUCUGAAAUAACGGUGGAUGCUGACGGCACAGUUUUGGACGUUGUUGACAAAGAACUGGUCCAACCCUUUGAAAUCUUAUUCGAAGGGGUAGAAUAUAUUGCCAGAGCGGGAUGGACCCGAGAAGGAAAAUACGCGUGGGCCAUCUUGCUUGACCGUUCUCAAACCCGGCUUCAGAUUGCUCUGCUCCCCCCAACGUUAUUUAUCCCCAUGGAAGAUGAUGCCAUGGAGAGACAGAAAUUAAUUGAUGCCGUGCCUGACUCAGUUACCCCGUUCCUCGUUUAUGAAGAAACAACAGACAUCUGGAUAAAUAUCCAUGAUAUCUUCCAUGUUUUCCCCCAAACUUGUGAGGAUGUAAUAGAAUUCAUCUUUGCCUCUGAGUGCAAAACAGGAUUCCGACAUCUGUACAAAAUCACCACUGUUUUAAAGGAGAGCAAAUACGAACGGUCCUCCGGGGGACUUCCAGCUCCAAGUGACUUCCUAUGUCUUGUCAAAGAAGAACUGCCCCUUACCAGUGGGGAGUGGGAAGUGCUUGGCCGACACGGCUCAAACAUCCGGGUGGAUGAAGUUAAAAAACUGGUGUACUUCGAAGGUACAAAAGAUUCUCCCUUGGAACACCACUUAUACGUUGUUAGCUACGAGAAACCUGGAGAAAUUAAGCGGCUGACCGAACGUGGUUUCUCACAUGCUUGCUGUGUUAGUCAGAACUGUGACAUGGUUGUAUGUAAAUUCAGUAACCAGAAAUGCCCCCAUCAGGUCUCCCUCUACAAGCUGACUGGCCUGGAAGACGAGAUUGCUCACAAGUCCAAGGAAUUCUGGGCCACCAUUUUGGAUUCUGCAGGAUCUCUCCCAGAUUAUGUCCCCCCUGAGAUUUUCUCUUUUGAGAGCUCCUCAGGAUUUGUGCUUUAUGGGAUGAUGUAUAAGCCCCAUGAUUUACAACCUGGGAAGAAAUACCCCACAGUGCUUUUCGUCUAUGGGGGCCCACAGGUGCAGCUUGUCAACAACCGCUUCAAAGGGGUAAAAUAUUUCCGGCUGAACACGCUGGCUUCCCUGGGCUACGUGGUAGUGGUGCUGGACAACCGAGGCUCCUGCCACCGGGGGCUGACAUUUGAGGGUGCCUUUAAAUAUAAGAUGGGACAAAUUGAAAUUGGUGACCAAGUGGAAGGCUUGCAGUAUUUGGCUUCCCAAUACGAGUUCAUUGAUUUGGACCGGGUUGGCAUCCAUGGUUGGUCCUAUGGUGGAUUUCUUUCCCUUAUGGCAUUGCUGCAGAGGCCAGAGAUCUUCAAGGUUGCAAUUGCCGGCGCUCCGGUUACGUUGUGGCUCUUCUACGACACGGGUUACACAGAGCGUUACAUGGGGCACCCGGAUAAUAACGAACAGGGCUAUUGUUUGGGCUCGGUAGCCAUGCAGGCAGAGAAAUUUCCUUCGCAGCCCAACCGAUUGUUGCUGCUGCAUGGAUUCCUGGAUGAAAACGUUCACUUUGCACAUACUAGUAUUUUGCUGAGCUUCCUGGUCAGGGCUGGAAAACCCUAUGAUCUCCAGAUUUAUCCGCAAGAGAGGCACAGCAUCAGGGUCCCUGAAUCUGGAGAACACUAUGAACUUCAUCUCUUGCACUACCUCCAGGAAAAUCUGGGAUCGCGCAUGGCUGUGCUGAAGGUGAUGCCGUAAUGCCGCCCCCAGGAGUUCUCAGCAUGACGCGUCCACAGCUGCUUAACCAAACAUGAGCGCUUGAAUGGUGCAUCCCUUCCUGGUGCCUGCUUCUAACCGAGAAAGAAAUCCAUCCACUGCCUUGCCUGAUGAUCUUUCAAAAGUCUGCCCAGUGCCAUACAGGAGAUUACUGUACAGCAGAUGAAUAAUUUUAAAUGUAAAUAAUAAAAUAGAUGGCUGUACUGUC